Mytilus trossulus (common blue mussel) is the source of this 1071-nucleotide messenger RNA. RefSeq lists its product as uncharacterized. Bases 1 to 1071 code for a protein of 356 amino acids. NCBI's taxonomy places the organism in Eukaryota, Metazoa, Mollusca, Bivalvia, Mytilida, Mytilidae. The record is from RefSeq and is a predicted model, not a curated record. The transcript has 5 exons.
AUGUCUAUGCAAACAGAAGCAGAAUCUGUCUACUUGCAAUUUACUCCUUCUGGAAACAGGCACAAGAAAAGAGAUUGCCACUGCUCUGCUUCCACAUCAUCGGGAGGUUUAGAAAUACAUGCGUUAGAUAUUCGUUUUCCAAUGGAUUACACAGGCAUAUGUGGAAUAAAUCAAAAAUCAUAUUUACAGUUUGAUUCAGGAAAUCAGACCAUAAAGUGUCAUGACAGGCAACUAAUUGGUGGUUAUACUAACAUAUAUAACACCUCUAAUCAAAACGUGGACAUUCUGCUUCAUUUAGACGGAGAACCACAGUCUGUCUGGAUUGGUAUUACAGCCACAACAGGAACAAAGGUCAAUAUUUCGUGCGAAAACAUUCCACCAACAGAGUUUUUUUCUACUGAAGCAAUCAUUUCAAGUGAAUAUACUACCUUUGAUGUAGAGACAUCUAUAUCUGUAAAAUUGACAAAGAAUCAAGAAAUAACAAAGAAACCACUCUACACAACUGAUGAAAGGACAGCAAGAGUAAUGAAAACACCAUCCAUUGGAAUGGUCACAGCAACGGUGACACAUUUGACCUCAGCGCAUUCAACAGAACAUUCAUCUAAUAUUUCAGUUAUUCCUCCUGUUUCACAAAACAAGCUGCAAGAGAAAAACACAAAAGCAAGAAUGUCAACUGAAAAAUCUUCCUUUGGUGUAAUGACAUCUAAACCUUUGAUAUCGUCAAAGAAUGCAGAAAAAACGAAGGGACCAACGUUAGAAACACGUUUGACUUCAGCGCAGUCAAAAAAACAUUUAUCAACCAUUUCAGUCAAUCCACAAAAAACGCUGCCAGACAAAAAAACGACAGAUCAACCGAUAGAUCCAGCAAUUAUAGUUCUAGCACUUACAAGUUUCUUGACAUUUGUCCUUGUCGUCAUUGGCUUUGUUAUUGGCAGAUCCAGAUAUGUCAAGAGCAGACUUCAUAGAAAACAUUGCAAUACUAAUCAAGAAGAGAUACAACUAGACAAAAAAGAGACUGGUGUAAAUAUAAAACAAAACGUGCAUCAUGUGUGCAAGGAUGACGCAAUUUGA